AUGGCCAAGGACGACGCAAGGCUCGAGCAGACUCGAGUGAGGCCAUCACCAGUCUUGAUCGCAUCAAGCUUGAGAAGGUCAUCCAAAUCAUUCAUGAGGGCAUUCCAAAAAUUCGUGUUCAAGUAUACCGAGGAGAUCGAACUUGAAAUCGACAUACUACCACCACACGUUCUCACAAAGUUGUACAACUUUGUGCUUUGGCCUCUGCGGCAUACCAACACAGGAAUUGGCAAGGGCACGGGUACUGGUGGCCUUAAACAGAAGGGCAUGGGCGAGACCGCUGAAGCUGAGAAUAUCCGCAAGCUGGGCGAGUGA
Molecule: messenger RNA, 315 nt
Organism: Suillus plorans
Lineage: Eukaryota; Fungi; Basidiomycota; Agaricomycetes; Boletales; Suillaceae
Exons: 2
Coding region: 1-315 (104 amino acids)
Source: RefSeq, a predicted model, not a curated record